Messenger RNA from Ceraceosorus bombacis, 651 nucleotides. The record is from the annotation of a GenBank genome assembly. NCBI's taxonomy places the organism in Eukaryota, Fungi, Basidiomycota, Exobasidiomycetes, Ceraceosorales, Ceraceosoraceae.
AUGAAGUCCACCACUUUCGCACUCGCUUCCGCCGCCGUCCUUCUGGGCGCCUCGGUCCCCGUCAAGGCUUUCAACCUUGCCUUUAGAAACAACUGCGGCUUUGACGUCUGGCCUGGUGUUGGCAAGGCUCCCAACGGCCAAGUCGAUGGAAGCGUCGCUUACGGCGUUCACCUGGCCCCUCAAGGCACGGCCAACUUUGGCGUCGACGACCACCAGAUCGGAAUUCGUUCUUGGGCCCGUCUGGGUUGCGACGGCAACGGCGACAACUGCCAGUCCGGACACAGUCUUGGGGGCCUGACGCCUACCGAUGCCGGCAUCAACGCUGGUGUGCUGUACAGCGUGAGUGUAGCUAGCCCGCUCUGAUCAUGAUCAGACCAGCGCUGACCUUGCCCUAUUGCCCACGCACGACAGGAAUUUGGGUUUGGUGACUUUGGCGCAUACGGAGGGCAACGCAUCUCUUGGGAUUUGAGCCGCGUCGACGCGUCCAUCAACGUCGACACUUCCAUUGUCGCAUCCAGCGGAAAUCCCAACUCUGCUACUUGCCGUCAGAGCAACUGCCCUGCCGACCAGGCUUACGAUGUCUACAACGACUACGCCGCUGACCGCAACUCUGACCUUGGAAGCAACUUCCAGAUCACGUACUGCCCUUAG